This is a messenger RNA of Aspergillus melleus, 1110 nucleotides long. RefSeq names its product nucleoporin FG repeat-containing protein. The transcript has 2 exons. The coding region runs from base 1 to 1110 and encodes 369 amino acids. NCBI's taxonomy places the organism in Eukaryota, Fungi, Ascomycota, Eurotiomycetes, Eurotiales, Aspergillaceae. The record is from RefSeq and is a predicted model, not a curated record. Gene Ontology annotation, molecular function: structural constituent of nuclear pore. Gene Ontology annotation, biological process: poly(A)+ mRNA export from nucleus; protein import into nucleus. Gene Ontology annotation, cellular component: nuclear pore.
AUGGCCUCAGCGAACCCAACUCCUCUAUUUGGCGGCCUAGGAGCUUCCACUCCGUCUUCGGCUCCUACCGCACCAAACAACUCAGCAAGUGUUUUUGGGAACUCAUCUGCUACAGGCACCAAUGGAUCUUUAUUUGGAACUGUUGGGCAGCAGCAGCAGCAGCCGCCGCCCGUCCAGUCUUCAAUCUUUGGACAAAGCCAGGCCCAAAAUACUGCGGCGCCAUCGUCGCAACUUUCUGGUCAAGCAACUCAACCUGCUUUCUUUAAUAGCUUAUUGGAGCGCGGCAAAAAGAGACCACUUUCUGCCCUCGGGCAAACAAGUAAUUUUGAGCAGCUUCCCAGCCUCCAAUUGGGCCUUGAUGAUAUUCGAAGAAAAGCCAGAGAACUUGGGACCGGGAGUCCUUCGACCCAGGGGCAAGCCCCAAACAGUAAAGCUCAUUAUCUACUCGCCGCUUCAGGUGUUUCUGCCGGGCAUGCUUUGCGAGACCUCAAAGCGUUGGAACCUUAUGAGUCAAAGUCGAGGGAGCAAGAAGCUACCUUCGAUCCGGAUAAUCAGAAGUUCCUCAGAAACAUACAACAGCGCGGUCGUCAAGUUAUGAUCGCCGAGAGUCUCACCCGGACAAACAAGGAUUUCGACCUCUUUCUAGAGGGAAAAGUGGACUUGAAUUGGGAAGAGCAGCGCCGUAAAAUUUUUCAGCACUUCGGUCUGACUCAACGAAGUGAAGCCACUGGCGAUACGAAAGGAUCGUUUGGCCGGUCGAUGAGACAAUCGAAACUCGGCCCUAGUUCAAUUUCUAACGCCCCCUUUUCGUCUCGUCGAAGUGUCUUUGGACGUUCGGCUUUGGAUAAGUCUGUAAUUGGAACCCCCGCGGCUGGAUCAGCCAACCAGCAGCUGUUUGAAGACCCCAUGGAACGAACUGAGGGUUCAACUGCUCCAGACAUGCGACACCACCGGGAAAGAAUGGGAAAUUAUGCGGCCAAAGUACAAUUGUUAAACUCUGCAAGGCUCCAGUCGCACACUUUCCCAGUCCUCCAUGAAUUCUCGAGUGUUGAAACAGAUGCCGGUGGCGAUGUACGUUACGAUUCCUUUGGAUUUGAUCUCCAGAACUAA